This is a messenger RNA of Fundulus heteroclitus (mummichog), 1724 nucleotides long. RefSeq names its product ephrin-A1-like. NCBI's taxonomy places the organism in Eukaryota, Metazoa, Chordata, Actinopteri, Cyprinodontiformes, Fundulidae. The record is from RefSeq and is a predicted model, not a curated record. Gene Ontology annotation, biological process: ephrin receptor signaling pathway; axon guidance. Gene Ontology annotation, molecular function: ephrin receptor binding. Gene Ontology annotation, cellular component: plasma membrane.
CUUCGUUUGGGAUGACUACACGGUGGAGGUGCGCAUCAAUGACUACCUGGACAUCAUCUGCCCCCACUACACCCACGAGGAGGUGGCGUCGCAUUCGGCUGAGCGCUACGUCCUGUACAUGGUGGAGAAGGAGGACUAUGACGUGUGCAAGCCUCACUCGUUCGAUCAGCUCCGCUGGGAGUGCUCCAGGCCCUUCGCUCCCCACGCUCCGGAAAAAUUCUCCGAGAAGUUCCAACGCUUCACGCCCUUCACGCUGGGAAAAGAGUUCAGGGCGGGGGAGAGCUACUACUAUAUCUCUAAGCCAAUGCAUCACCAUGGCAGCGACUGCUUGAGACUGAAAGUUGACGUCGUCGGGCACAAAGGCUCCGUGAAUUCUCGAGACAAAUCCAAGGCCGAGGAGAAGAAAAAGGAGGAGGAGAGGAUAACGUUUAUUGCUGCAGGAGGAGUUCACAACCCCUCAAACCGGCUCCCAGCAGAUGACCCCGCAGUCAUGGAGCCAAAUGUCCAGAGGAGCAUCGGCAGCUCUGCAGCACAGCUGGUGUCUUUGUCGUUCUUUUUCACCGUGAUCCCAGUCUUGUUAGCCAUGAAGCUGCACUGAGGCCCGCCGCUCCUCCAAAAACAGAGACAUUUUGAACCCGAUGCAGGCUGUUGGGAAAUAAACACUGAGAUUUUAUAUGUGUGUGUGUGUAUAUAUAUAUAUAUAUAUAUAUGAGACUUUUUUAUACGAGCAUGGACAGUGUGUGUUGUUCAGUGUGUGUUUGAUGUGUUUGUUUGUGUGGAUGUGUAGCGUGGAUCGCUACAAAGUAGAAAAGGACCUGAAAGGUGAUGUUUUUUUUGUUUUUUUUUAUCUACAACUUCCUUUCUGUGAUUUUUUUUUUUUUUUUUUUGAGGAUGGAUAUUCUCAAUUUUUGACCAUUUAAGACGCACACCCUUUUCAGUCCUCAUGAACAAGAGCUACAAGCAGAAUGAUCAAAACAUGAGUUUCUAAUCACAUUGACCUUCGUGAUCAUAUGUUUUCAGAUGUUCAUACCGUUGGUACAGCCGUGCAUUGUUUCAUCCUGUUCACAGUCGUUUUCUUCCUCCUCUACAUGUAGAGAAAUUAUUGUGCUUUUUUUGUGUGUCGUUAUCAGCAACUGCCAAAGUGGGAACCAUGAUGUAGGAUAUGUUUAAUGUUUUGUAGCACUCAGCUCCUUAUUCGGCUUCAUCCAGCUAAAUAUCCCAUGUGCUUUCAUCUUUAUCAGAAAAAAAAAAGUUUGUUAAAUGAAAGAAAAGUUGUUGAGGUUAAUUUGAUUUGAAAUGCAUGUUUCUGAAUGGGAAAUAAUGUGUAAAGCAGGGGUCAGCUACCGCUGCAGUCCAAAGACCAAUUAAGCACUAAGAUUUACCUUCAGUGGCUGAGAACCACUAAUAAAGGGAACAAAAUUUAUUCAAAAAGCUGUUUGAUUCCGGUUUCAGGAGCUGAGCUUCAUCAGUACGUCGUCCAGUUUUCUCGUUUAUCCAAUCUUGACCUUACCUGGUACACUGUUUUUGUUUUUUGUUUUUUUUUAUCCUGCUCAUCAAACCUCAAAUUGAAGGAGCUUCCCAUAACAUGGUUGUUUUCCUGCUAAAACAUGCUUGACUCAUUUUUUUUUUUUUUUGUUCGUGUGAAUAUGUAAAUUGUACAUAAAAUUAUAAGAAGCUGUAAAAAAUUAUUUGGUGAAAUAAAGAAACAUGCUACGAUGACUAAA